Messenger RNA from Epinephelus fuscoguttatus (brown-marbled grouper), 1732 nucleotides. RefSeq names its product carboxypeptidase E (gene cpe). The record is from RefSeq and is a predicted model, not a curated record. Gene Ontology annotation, biological process: proteolysis. Bases 191 to 1555 code for a protein of 454 amino acids. Gene Ontology annotation, molecular function: zinc ion binding; metallocarboxypeptidase activity. Lineage: Eukaryota; Metazoa; Chordata; Actinopteri; Perciformes; Serranidae. The transcript has 9 exons.
UUUGACAGUAGAGGGCUCUGCGCUCAGGUACAGCAGCGCAUCACACACGGACAGAAGGAGAGAGAGACAGGGAGCAGCAGAGGGAGAGAUAUUUAUAGCCUAAAGCGAGGCUGCAGCACAGAGAUAAGGCUUGGGACCGAGCCGGGGGCAGGAGGACAGACAGGGCUUAGGGAAAAGAGGACACGCCAAAAUGAAGCUGUUCACUUCGGUAGUUUUAUUCGGGGCCGCAGUGGUGGCCCUGGUCAGCGCAGCCGGGACGGAGGGCGAGAUCUCCUUCGAGUACCACCGCUAUGAGGAGCUGCGGAAGGCGCUGGUGUCGGUGUGGCUGCAGUGCCCGACCAUCACCCGCAUCUACACCAUCGGGGAGAGCUUCGAGGGCCGGGAGCUGCUGGUGCUGGAGAUGUCCGACAACCCCGGGACGCACGAGCCUGGUGAGCCUGAGUUUAAAUACAUCGCCAACAUGCAUGGCAACGAGGCCGUGGGCAGAGAGCUGCUCAUCUACCUGGCUCAGUACCUGUGCAACCAGUACCAGCAAGGCAACGAGACCAUCAUCGACCUCAUCCAUAACACUCGCAUCCACUUCAUGCCGUCCAUGAACCCAGAUGGCUUCGAGAAGGCUGCUUCACAGCCUGGUGAGAUCAAGGACUGGUUUGUUGGCCGCAGUAACGCACAGGGUGUGGAUCUGAACCGUAACUUCCCAGAUCUGGACCGCAUCAUCUACAUCAACGAGCGGGAGGGUGGAGCCAACAACCACCUGCUGCAGAAUAUGAAGAAGGCUGUGGAUGAAAACACCAAGCUGGCUCCAGAGACAAAGGCAGUGAUCCACUGGAUCAUGGAUAUCCCCUUCGUUCUCUCAGCUAACCUGCAUGGAGGAGAUGUGGUGGCUAACUACCCAUAUGAUGAGACCCGCACUGGCUCCACCCACGAGUACAGUGCCAGUCCUGAUGAUGUGAUGUUCAAGUCUCUGGCAAGGGCCUACUCCGUGUACAACCCAGUCAUGUCCGACCCUAACCGACCCCCCUGCCGUAAGAACGAUGAUGACUCCAGCUUCAAAGAUGGCAUCACUAACGGAGGGGCCUGGUACAGUGUGCCAGGAGGAAUGCAGGAUUUCAACUACCUCAGCAGCAACUGUUUUGAGAUCACUCUGGAGCUCAGCUGUGACAAGUUCCCCAAUGAGGACACACUUAAGACCUACUGGGAGCAGAACCGCAACUCACUGGUCAACUACAUCGAGCAGGUUCACCGUGGCGUAAAGGGCUUCGUGCGUGACCUUCAGGGCAACCCCAUUUCCAACGCCACCAUCUCUGUGGAGGGCAUUGACCACGACAUCACCACAGCCAAAGAUGGAGACUACUGGCGCCUCCUGGCUCCAGGAAACUACAAAGUGGCAGCCUCUGCCCCAGGAUACCUGACUGUCAUCAAGAAGGUGGCUGUUCCCUACAGCCCUGCAACCAGGGUGGACUUUGAGCUGGAGUCUCUGAUGGAGAGGAAGGAGGAGGAGCGGGAGGAGCUGAUGGACUGGUGGAAGAUGAUGUCAGAGACACUGAACUUCUAAAGCGUUUGUCUGGCUGGUGAUUGGACCGUCUGCACAUCGAUGUAAUAUAUUCAACAUUCUGUGUGCCCGUCCACUCUAAAAAAGAAUAUAUUGUCUCUUUAUUUGUUUCGUUCUCUUUCGAUCAUUAUUUUAAUUGAUUAUUACUGUUUAUUACUGUAAUGGUUUGCCUCAUGCUCC